GGGUUAAAAUGGAAAGGAACAGAUACAUUACCCCAGUCACCAUAGUGCUCAGAGAUUAUCUGGCUCGAAACACUCAACCCACAUUACUUGUCCUUUAGGAUCCGGUUUUAUCAAAUAGCUGACGCAGCACCUUCUUCUUCUCCACAAAAAUCCUAAAUCCUUGGGUUUUUGGCUAUGACAGUCCAAAUUCAUGGAUUUCAAGGAAUCCCAGGACCUCAAGGUUUUCUCUUUCUCUCAACUAACUGAUUUUCUGAUUCUGUAUUGCAUCAAAAUUGAAACUUUAAUGUUUUUCUCUGCUAAAAAAUGAAGAAACUUUGCCUGCCAAAAAUAAUUAUUUUUGGUUAAUUUCUUGUAGUUUAUGGUUGCUAAUUUAGUUUUAAUGAUUGUUGCUUGGUAGAAACACAAUAAUUUGAAAGAGGAAAUUAUCAAUAUCUGUCUGUAAUGCUGCUGUGUAGAAGCAGUACUUUUUUUGCACCUUCUUUUAAUGCAAAAACCUCUCAAAAUUUUUGCUCUUACUUCACUAAGAAAACCCAUUUGCUUUCAUUCUUUAAGAAUAGCCCCAUCUGCUGUAAUCAUAGUUAUUUAUUUGCAAAACACAUAAAGGAUUCAAACUUUAUUGGAGCCCAUAAUUUGUUCAUGAAGAAAAAGGCCACAUUUUGCAACUCGGCAAUCUCUGCGACAUCGCAGAGUGAUGAGAAAGCUGUGGGUGGGAAUGUAGUUUCUAAAAGGUUGAAAAAGAAAGCGCGGCGAGAUGCGCCAGAGGGAGUGCUUAGGUUUAAGCUAGAUAUGUGUUCGAAAGUUGGCGAUGUUGUUGAAGGGCUUAGGUUGUAUGAUGAGGCAAGGAGGAAUGGGGUUGAGCUUAAUCAACACCAUUAUAAUGUGAUGCUUUAUUUGUGCUCUCAAAAUAGAGGUGAAAAUGGAAGUGAUUUGAAGUUGGCUUGUAAAAGGGGUUUCGAGAUAUUUCAGCAGAUGAUUAUUGAUAAAGUUCCUCCUAACGAGGCUACAUUUACAAAUGCGGCAAGGUUGGCUUCUGUAAUGGAAGAUCCAGAAAUGGCUUUUGAUUUGGUAAAGCAAAUGAAGGGUUUUGGUAUUAUGCCGAAGCUGAGGUCUUAUGGUCCACCUUUGUUUGGAUUUUGUAAGAAAGGGAUGGUUGAUAAAGCUUAUGAAGUUGAUGCACAUAUGAUUGAAUCUGGGGUUGUGGCUGAAGAGCCUGAGCUUUCCUCUCUUUUGAAACUUAGUGCUGAUGUAAACAAUGCUGACAAGAUGUAUGAAUUGCUGCAUCGGUUGCGAACCUCUGUGAGGCAGGUUAUGGAGUCAACUGUAGGGGUUAUUGAAGAUUGGUUCAAGUCUGAGCAUGCUGCAAAAAUUGGGAAGGGGGAUUGGGAUGUGAUUAAGGUGAAGGAAGGAGUUGUAAGGGGAGGGGGAGGUUGGCAUGGACAAGGGUGGUUAGGGCAUGGACAGUGGAGAGUGGUCAGGACUCAAAUGGAUAAGAAGGGUGUUUGUGGUUCUUGUGGUGAGAGACUUGCUUGUAUUGAUAUCGAUCCAAGAGAGACAGAAAACUUUGCUAUCUCAUUAUCUAAGUUGGCUUUUGGAAGAGAGGUUAAGGCUGAUUUUAUUCAGUUCCAGGAGUGGCUGCAGCAGCAUGGUCCAUUUGAUGCAGUUGUAGAUGGAGCUAAUGUUAGUCUUAUCAAUCAACAGACUUUCAACUUUUCCCAGCUUAAUAAUGUUGUAAAUCGAUUACAUGAUAUGAGUCCAUCCAAGAAAUUUCCACUAGUUAUUUUGCACAAAAGUCGUGUAAAUGGGGGUCCAGCUCAGAGUCCUUAUAACAAGAAAUUGCUAGAGAGGUGGAAAAAUUCUGGUGCACUUUAUGCUACUCCGGCUGGUUCCAAUGAUGAUUGGUACUGGUUAUAUGCUGCUGUUAGUUGCAAGUGUUUACUGGUGACAAAUGAUGAAAUGAGGGACCACUUGUUCCAGUUGCUAGGGACUUCCUUUUUUCCAAGAUGGAAGGAAAAGCAUCAGGUUCGGCUCUCGGUAUCACGAUCUGGAAUUGCUCUGCACAUGCCUCCGCCGUAUUCAAUUGUUAUUCAGGAAUCAGAAAAUGGUGGUUGGCAUGUCCCAACAACCACAGGCGAUGAUCUUGAGACUCCAAGACAGUGGUUGUGUGCCACCCGACCUGUCAAAAGAUGAUUCAUGAUUAUGCUCAUCAGCAGGGACGGGUUCCAUUCCUGGCAAGUAUUUUUGCAUGAACGAGCAUGUAUUCGCAUCAGAGAGAGGGAUUGAGAGAUUUAUAUCAUACAUUUUCACUCUUGUGAUUUUUCGAUCAUUAUAUAUACCAUGUGGAAUCAAUAAGAUACUUUGCUUCUUGCCGUUUUAUUUA
Messenger RNA from Populus trichocarpa (black cottonwood), 2377 nucleotides. Its product is annotated as proteinaceous RNase P 1, chloroplastic/mitochondrial. The transcript has 6 exons. Gene Ontology annotation, molecular function: ribonuclease P activity; protein binding. Gene Ontology annotation, biological process: tRNA 5'-leader removal. The coding region runs from base 442 to 2187 and encodes 581 amino acids. The record is from RefSeq and is a predicted model, not a curated record. Lineage: Eukaryota; Viridiplantae; Streptophyta; Magnoliopsida; Malpighiales; Salicaceae.